Molecule: messenger RNA, 3329 nt
Organism: Trematomus bernacchii (emerald rockcod)
Lineage: Eukaryota; Metazoa; Chordata; Actinopteri; Perciformes; Nototheniidae
Gene: dzank1
Product: double zinc ribbon and ankyrin repeat domains 1
Exons: 21
Coding region: 172-2298 (708 amino acids)
Biological process (GO): eye photoreceptor cell development
Molecular function (GO): protein binding
Source: RefSeq, a predicted model, not a curated record
ACUGUGUCUCUGUAGAAUCCUCAGGGUUUUAUUAGCCCCGCCCCUCCGCUCCGUGCCAGUAGACAACGCAAGCGUACAGCUCGUUGCUAUGGCGACGCGUCCGAACAGUCAACAGCAGUUUAACGGAAGUGUGUUUUUUAAUCGGAGCUGAAAUCUGAAGAGGCCAUCGCCAUGACAGCAGGAGCCGUGUCAGCGCCGCUCAUCAUUCCCAUCAUGCACCUGCACACACACAGAGCCAAGAACCACGUGGACACACACACACCUGUGUCCAUGCACUCAGAUACCCCCUCCUCUCAGAUCUUCUUUUCACUGGACGGCUCGAAGCCAGAGGCGGAGCCUCGGGGGGGCAGCAGGAAGUACAGUGGGCCGCUCCUGUUGCAUGCUGGGAAGGUGACGGUCAGAGCGAUGGCUGUCACCAGUGACGGCAGACGCAGCUCCACGGUGACGAAGGUUUUUAUCGUUGAUCAGGCCGAUCCCAACAGGAAGUCGAGCGAGGAGGACUUCCUGCUGAGCGACCUGCAGCGUCCGUCUGAAGGAGCCUCUGCUGGUUCUCCACUGAGGCCUCCAGAGCCGAGGAUGAUGGGAAGCUCUCCUCUCGCAGGUCCUCGGUUUCUGAUUGGUCGGCUGGGCUCUCCGAACAGAAAGCAGCAGACCGGACCCCCCCCACGUCCCCCAGCAGAGAGCUCAGGUGGGUUGAGCAGCACGGAGACGUCCAGAAUCCAGAGAGAGACCGACUUCCUAAGGUGUGCUCAGUGUCUCACUCUCCGUCCCUCCGACCCGUUCUCUCGGUUCUGUGCUCAGUGUGGAGCAGCACUUCCUGGUUUACCUGCACAGAGACCGCCCCCUGCUGAGGGAGGACAGGUGGUGUCCUGUGUGUCCUGUGGUUCUCGGGUUCCUGUGAACACUCGGAGCUGUUUGAUCUGUGAAACCUCCGUCACACAGCAGCCUCAGGCCAGCAUCAAACUGCAGGAUCAUGUGAUGUGUGUCAGCUGUGGUUGUGGGAAUCCAGCUCAGGUCUCCAGAUGUCUGACCUGUGAGAGCCGCCUGCAGCCGGCGGUGUGUGUGGGCAGCAGCGCCCCCUCUGGCAGGAUGUUGAGCUGUUCUCGGUGUAAACGGUUGAACCGUUCUGACGCCAGAUUCUGCGACUGGUGCGGCUCCAAGGGUCAUGCAGUCAGUUGUGUGUUGUGUUGGCGCUGUGGAGCGAGUGCCCCCCCGAACGCCUCCUACUGCCCCGCCUGCAGCACCUUCCUUCAGGCUCCGCCCCCCCGAACAUCCCGCAGUGACAUGACAACACCUGUCGGGGGCGCCAAGGCCAAACAGGCUUCAGCACCGACUUCCCAUGAUGCAACCUUGCAGGCCACACCCUCUAAAGGCCCCGCCCCCCGCAAAAGGAUGGCCCCGCCCACUGCUGAGUGCUCCACUCAGACUGUUGGACUCUAUUACCCAUCAGCCACCGAGCUGCAGAGGAAGGAGCAACAGAGAGAGAAACGCAGCAAAACAAACGCAGAGCGACAACCGGCGAGCGCCGUCAGCCCGGGGAGAGGUUUCUGGAGGCAGCAGGUGGAUCAUGUGUGUUCUCACCUGAGGAGUUACGCUCAGAACAACGCCUCCUUCAGGACACUGCUGGGAGAACCUCGCCUCGGCCGGAUGGUCUCGGCUGUGAUUCAGGAGGAUCAACAUGAGGUCACUGUGAGCGUCAGCUUCGUGUCGGCCGGACGGGAACCUCUGCAGGUGGAUCCUGCAGGAGACGGAGACUCUCUGAGCAGCGUCACAGAAACAUCUGCCCACAGAGGUCUGAUGAAACCUCCCAAACUGAACCGGACUCCCAAACCUCCGGUGCUGGACGUGCAGCUGCUGGAGGAGCUGGGUCCGGGGGGGGGUCGGGUCAGCGCCGUGCAGCAGCUCCUGGACCAGGGGGCGGAUCCUUCCUGCUGCCACGGCGACGGCCGGCACGCGCUGACGGUUGCCGUGGUGAACGGUCACCAUGACGUACUUCCUGUUUUGGUGCAAAGAGGCGCCGACGUGGACCAGCAGUCCGGACCGAAGAGGACCACGGCUCUGCAUGAAGCUGCAGCUCUGGGACCUGAAGGCCUGCAGUCUGCGAGAGUCCUGCUCAGCUGUAAGGCGAGCGUUGGGCGCAGGAGCUCCGGUGGUCAGACGGCGUACGACGCGGCGCUGAGAUCCGGCUGCAGAGAGACCGUGUCCCUGAUCACAGCUCAGACCGGAGACCAGCUGCUGAGACAACUGACCGAGCCUGGACGUCUCCUGAACCACAGACUGAACCUGGACGUCUCCUGAACCACAGACUGAACCUGGACGUCUCCUGAACCACAGACUGAACCUGGACGUCUCCUGAACCAUAGACUGAACCUGGACGUCUCCUGAACCACAGACUGAACCUGGACGUCUCCUGAACCAUAGACUGAACCUGGACGUCUCCUGAACCACAGACCAAACCACAGACUGAACCUGGACGUCUCCUGAACCACAGACUGAACCUGGACGUCUCCUGAACCACAGACUGAACCUGGACGUCUCCUGAACCACAGACUGAACCUGGACGUCUCCUGAACCACAGACUGAACCUGGACGUCUCCUGAACCACAGACUGAACCUGGACGUCUCCUGAACCACAGACUGAACCUGGACGUCUCCUGAACCACAGACUGAACCUGGACGUCUCCUGAACCACAGACCAAACCACAGACUGAACCUGGACGUCUUCUGAACCACAGACUGAACCUGGACGUCUCCUGAACCACAGACUGAACCUGGACGUCUCCUGAACCACAGACUGAACCUGGACGUCUCCAGAACCACAGACUGAACCUGGACGUCUCCUGAACCACAGACCAAACCACAGACUGAACCUGGACGUCUUCUGAACCACAGACUGAACCUGGACGUCUCCUGAACCACAGACUGAACCUGGACGUCUCCUGAACCACAGACUGAACCUGGACGUCUCCAGAACCACAGACUGAACCUGGACGUCUCCUGAACCACAGACUGAACCUGGACGUCUCCUGAACCACAGACUGAUCCUGAGUCUGUCUGAAGCAGCCGGAUGUGGACUUACUGCAAGAUAGAUUUGACAGUGAUAGUUCUCUGGUUUACUGGCUGUAGUUUGAGAUCAUUUUCAUAAUGCAGAUUUCUUGAUAUCUUCUAGAAUGUGUCUAUCUGUUAAAUGUCAGAAAAGUUGUGAAGUGUCUUUAAAUGUCUCGUUUCUACAGCGACAUCUUCAGCAUGAAACUCUUCCACCCUGUGCCUCGUCCCAGAGACAGAUGUAAGAUGUGUCCACGUCUGAAAUAAAGCUUGUUUUAAAGAAG